Camellia sinensis is the source of this 1890-nucleotide messenger RNA. The record is from RefSeq and is a predicted model, not a curated record. NCBI's taxonomy places the organism in Eukaryota, Viridiplantae, Streptophyta, Magnoliopsida, Ericales, Theaceae.
AUGAACUUGAUGCCUGACUUUGAUGAAAUGGUCAACGAAGAAGAUUUUGAGGAUGAGGAUGAUGUUGUAGAAAUCUCUCUACAUGGUAAACAGCCUAUUCCUAUUCACGGUUCUACUCGAAAAACUACCUCUGCUUCUAUUCAAUUGAAACCUAAAAAGCCUAGGAAGAUAGGGCCCGUGGAUUGUUUCUUCACACCUGAGCCAGAAAAAGAGUUAACGGAGAGGGCCUAUGUUAGAAUUGCAAGAUGGAUAUAUGAUAUUGGAAUUCCGUUUAAUUUAGUCAAUAAUGAAAGUUUUGCACCAAUGAUUGAAGCCAUAGGACAAUUUGGUCCAAGUUUGAAACCACCAAGUUACCACAUGAUACGGAUUCCUUAUCUCAAGAAAGAUGUGAAUCAUGUCCAUAAGUUGAUGAAGAAGCACAAAGAGGAUUGGGCAAAAGGAACCAUGUUUCUUGAGUCUAUUGAUGCAUCUAGUUACUCAAAGGAUGCAAACAAGAAAAUUAACUUGCUUGACAAGUUUGUUGACAAAAUUGGAGAAGAUAAUGUGGUCCAAAUUGUCACUGACAGUGCUGAAGCAAAUGUAUUGGCAGGGAAGUUUUCGGAGGCAAAGAGACCCCACUUGUAUUGGACACCUUGUGCAACCCAUUGCUUGGAUUUAAUGUUGGAAGACAUUUUCAAAUUACCCAAUUUUAAGAAGACAUUUGAAAGGGAAAUUGGGGUACACGGUUAUAUUUAUAAUCGUCCAUCUUUGUUGAAUAUGAUGAGGAGUUUUACUCAAUUGAGGGAGUUAGUGAAGCCUGCUAAAACCCGAUUUGCAACAGCUUUCUUAACUUUGCAAAGACUUUAUCAACAAAGGAACAACUUGAGGAAGAUGUUUACUUCGGAGGAGUGGACCAAAAGCAAAUGGGUGAAGGAGCCGCAGGGUAAGAAGACAGCUCAAAUAAUGCUAAUGCCUUCAUUUUGGAAUCAUGUUCACCUUGCCCUUCAGUUUUCAUGUCCUCUUGUUCAUGUACUAAGAAUGGUUGAUGGUGAAGAAAAGCCUCCAAUGGGAUAUAUUUACGAGGCUAUGGAUAGGGCUAAAGAAGCUAUUGCAAAUGCAUUCGAUGGAAAGGAAGAGAAGUAUAAAGAGAUCUUUGAAAUCAUUGAUCAAAGGUGGGACAUUCAAUUGCAUCUUCCUUUGCAUGCUGCUGGGUUUUAUUUAAAUCCUAGUUUGUUUAACAAAGAUCCAAAUGCUGCAAAAGACAAAGAAGUCAUGAUAGGCCUAUAUCAAUGUAUAUCAAGGUUGAUCCCAACACUAGAGGUCCAAGAUAAAGUUUGUGCAAAAUUAGCUAAGUAUGAGAAGGCUGAAGGACUUUUUCAGAUGGCAAUUAGACAAAGAAGUACAAGGGUACCAACUGAUUGGUGGAGUUCUUUUGGUCAUGAAACUCCUUAUUUGCAAAAAUUUGCCAUCAAAGUACUUAGUCUUACUUGUAGUUCAUCUGGCUGUCUUCAUAGCAAAAAAAGAAAUAGGCUGGCUCAAAAACGUCUCAAUGACUUGGUGUUUGUGAAGUAUAAUAGAGCAUUGAAGCGUCGAUACAUGAAACGUUCCAAUAUUGAUCCCAUCUCUUUGAAAGAUAUUGAUGAGAGUAAUGAAUGGCUGAUUGGGAGGAUAGAGAAUGAGCUUGUGUUUGAUGAUGAUUCUUUGGGGUGGGAUGAUGUUGCUGUAGCUGCUGAAGUUGAGGAGAGUAACCAAAGAACUAGAUCAAGCACAACUAAGACAACACACCAACAACUUGUAGAUGAAGAAGAUGAAUGGGAAAAUGAAGAUGAAGAGGAGGAUGCGGAUGGAUACAAAUCCAAUGAUGAUGAUGGAGGAGAUGAAGUUCUUCAUGCUGAUGAUGAUGUCUAUUAA